Molecule: messenger RNA, 818 nt
Organism: Aplysia californica (California sea hare)
Lineage: Eukaryota; Metazoa; Mollusca; Gastropoda; Aplysiida; Aplysiidae
Exons: 3
Coding region: 348-677 (109 amino acids)
Source: RefSeq, a predicted model, not a curated record
AAACAUCCAAACAUUCCAAUAAAAAAAGGAACCAGGUCCUGAGCUGCUCAAACAUGUAACUAACUUUAAAUUUAAAUUUGUUUUAUAAAAGAAACAUACGCCAUUAACUUACUUUAUAGCAUUUUGCAAAUUACACACCAAUUUGGUCGACACGGUCACAUUUCUUUCUCGUAGCACCCAAACCCACCAUCUGCCGAGACGCAGUUCUUUUCCUGCGCCGCAAACUCAGAUUGAAGCAUAGGCAGUAUCUAAACAGUCACGCGCUUACCGACAUCUUUCACCACAAAAGAAAGGAGGAGAAUUUUGAUAUCUUCAUAUUCUGCAAAAGCCUCCUCACACUAACAAAAAUGAACAAGUUUGUGAUUGCCCUUUCCAUUAUUGUUGCUUCAAUGCUGUACGCACAGACAAGGGCGGCCGUCGCGUGCUCUACUAACGCGGACUGUCCCGGUGGCUGUUGCGCCUACACCAGGACUGGGCACGUCUGCAAAAGCCUGGGGAAGAAGGGGGACGUAUGUGAUCUGGAGGGGAAAGGUCUGGCCAAAGACGUGUGUGUAUGCGAGACAGGCAUGACCUGUGUGAAGAUCGACCUGUCCGUCUUGGGCGACAAAGCGGGGCAAAUAAACGUCAUCUUUGAGCGGCAUCACUACGGGCUCUGUGACACUAAUCCAAUCGGCUGAUUUGCUUGCCAUAACACAGGAGAAUAAUGUCGUUUCAUUCUUGCAAGUGCUGUGCUUUUGAACCUUUUUUCGAUGUCAUUCCCUGAAGUUUUUAUAAAUACGAUUAAACUGACCAUUGACUUGGGGUUUUGUAACUAACCA